AUGGCGGAGUUUGUUCGCGCCCAGAUUUUUGGCACCACUUUCGAGAUCACAAACAGAUACGCUGAUCUUCAACCCGUGGGAAUGGGCGCCUUUGGACUUGUCUGCUCAGCAAAGGAUCAAUUGACCGGGCAGGCCGUUGCCGUGAAGAAGAUCAUGAAGCCCUUUAGCACCCCCGUUCUCGCAAAGCGAACAUACAGAGAAUUAAAACUGCUCAAGCAUUUGCGACAUGAAAAUAUUAUCAGUUUGAGCGAUAUUUUCAUCUCACCCCUCGAGGAUAUAUACUUUGUUACAGAACUUCUUGGGACAGAUCUACAUAGACUGCUCACCUCACGGCCACUUGAAAAACAAUUCAUCCAAUACUUUUUGUACCAGAUCUUGCGGGGACUGAAAUACGUUCACUCCGCGGGCGUGGUCCACCGGGACCUCAAGCCAAGUAACAUUCUUAUUAAUGAGAAUUGCGACCUGAAGAUCUGCGAUUUUGGCCUUGCCCGUAUUCAAGAUCCCCAAAUGACCGGCUACGUAUCGACGCGAUACUACCGUGCGCCUGAAAUUAUGCUUACGUGGCAAAAAUAUGAUAUUGAGGUAGAUGUGUGGAGCGCUGGAUGCAUCUUUGCAGAGAUGCUGGAAGGCAAACCUCUGUUCCCGGGGAAGGACCACGUGAAUCAAUUUUCUAUUAUCACGGAGCUGCUGGGAACUCCUCCAGAUGAUGUGAUUGAAACCAUCUGUAGUGUCAACACAUUGCAGUUUGUCCAGUCCCUGCCCAAGCGGCCGCGACAGCCCCUGAGCAACAAGUUUCAGAAUGCAGACCCUCUUGCCAUCAGCCUCCUCGAGCGGAUGUUGGUUUUCGAUCCGAAGAAACGAAUCACUGCCAGCGAGUCCCUUUCACACGAAUACCUCUCCCCCUACCAUGACCCAACCGACGAGCCAGUAGCCGACGAGAAAUUCGACUGGUCUUUUAACGAUGCCGACUUACCAGUUGAUACGUGGAAGAUCAUGAUGUACUCUGAAAUUCUCGACUACCACAACGUUGAUCAGCUAAUGCAAGAUCCUAACAACCAACUGCCUCUCGAUGCUGCUGCAGGUGAUGUGGUAUCGCAUAGUAUGCCGAAUGUGCUGAAACGAGAGAAAUAA
This is a messenger RNA of Paracoccidioides brasiliensis Pb18, 1131 nucleotides long. Its product is annotated as CMGC/MAPK/P38 protein kinase. Bases 1 to 1131 code for a protein of 376 amino acids. The record is from RefSeq and is a predicted model, not a curated record. Gene Ontology annotation, cellular component: nucleus; cytoplasm. Gene Ontology annotation, biological process: osmosensory signaling pathway; stress-activated MAPK cascade; protein phosphorylation. The transcript has 9 exons. Gene Ontology annotation, molecular function: MAP kinase activity; ATP binding.